AUGGCCAGCGACCAUGUCUCAAACGGCACCAUUGUGCUAAUCCACGGUCUUUGGAUGACCCCGCUUUCCUGGGAAUACUGGAUCGAUCAUCUCAAAAGCAAAGGUUACACAAUUCUUGCCCCAGGUUGGCCAGGUGUCGGCGACCGGACACCACAACAAGUCCGUGAUGACCCAAAGCCGAUGGCUAACAAGAGUAUCGAUGAAAUCUGCGCUCAUUACACAGAUAUUAUCACACGUCUGUCGGAACCUCCUAUAAUCAUCGGCCAUAGCUUUGGCGGGCUAUUUGUUCAGAUACUUCUCUCCCGCGGCCUUGGGUCUGUCGGCAUCGCCAUCUGUCCAGCUAACCCAGCCGGUGUCUUUGCACUGCCUCUCAGCACUGUGAGGGCCACUCUGCCAGUGCUAUCUAAUCCCUUUGACUACGAAAGCACCGUCAAAAUCUCAGAAUCCGAGUUUCGCUAUUGUUUUGGGAAUACGGUGUCCGAAGAAGAGAGCAAAGCUUUGUAUGACCGGUACUCCAUUCCUAGCAUUGCCCAUGUACUCUGGCAAGGUGCCAUUGGUGGUAUCGUGCAUCCAAAGGGAGUAUUGCACGUGGACUUUAACAAAUAUGGCCGCGCGCCAUUACUCCUUAUUUCAGGCUCUCAAGAUCAUGUUGUGCCACCACAAACUGUGCAAAAAGAGCUCAAGGCAUAUCAGAAGGGAAGUGGAUUUGUUGAGUAUAAAGAAUUCGAAGGCCGCUCGCAUGGCAUUGUCAACGAGAAAGGGUGGGAAGAAGUGCUGGAAUACGCUCUGGAGUUUGUGAAGAGGAGCAAGUCUCUAGCUUGA
Messenger RNA from Trichoderma aggressivum f. europaeum, 822 nucleotides. RefSeq lists its product as uncharacterized. The record is from RefSeq and is a predicted model, not a curated record. NCBI's taxonomy places the organism in Eukaryota, Fungi, Ascomycota, Sordariomycetes, Hypocreales, Hypocreaceae. The transcript has 2 exons. The coding region runs from base 1 to 822 and encodes 273 amino acids.